GCUUUUAUUUCUGAAAGUUGAAGUUGUCUCAUCCAGUGUAUGGGAAAGUUGUAAAUAAUUUUCACUAUAAUUUUAACAAAACGCUUUCCUUACAAACGUAAGAUGCAUUAAAAGUGAUCUAAUGGUUAUAAAGUGACUCUUGAAAGUAAUGGAAAACCAUAAUAGGUGUGCCUUAUGAAACAAAAAACUAUCAUUGCGCACGAUACCCCAACGCCAUUUUGAGGCGAAAUUUUGUAUUAUAUCGGGCGCGGAGGAUGGCCCGGGGCAGGAGCGCUCUAUUUAACUGACGGACGCCGCCGGCUUACAGCUGGCGCUAGCAACAAGAAUGCCGCGCCCCGGCAGUCUGAAGGACCCGGACAUAGCUGAAUUGUUCAACAAACAUGAUCCUGAGAAGAUCUUUGAGGACCUCCGCGAGAUCGGUCAUGGGUCCUUCGGGGCGGUGUACUAUGCACGCUGCAAUCUCACCAAAGAGAUUGUGGCAAUCAAGAAGAUGUCCUAUCUGGGGAAGCAGAGUGAGGAGAAGUGGCAGGACAUUUUGAAAGAGAUCAAGUUUUUGAAACAGCUGGAGCACCCAAAUACCAUAGAAUACAAGGGGUGCUACAAGCGGGAGCACACAGCAUGGCUGGUUAUGGAGUACUGUGUUGGUUCUGCAUCUGACAUCAUUGAGGUCCACAAGCGUCCACUGCGCGAGGAGGAGAUAGCAGCGAUAUGCGAGGGCGUGGUCUGUGGGCUAUCGUACCUGCACAGCCUCGGGCGCAUUCAUCGCGACAUCAAGGCCGGGAACAUCCUGCUGACUGAGAACGGGACCGUCAAACUGGCGGACUUCGGCAGCGCCAGCAUCAAGUGUCCCGCCAACAGCUUCGUCGGCACGCCCUACUGGAUGGCGCCCGAGGUCAUACUCGCCAUGGACGAGGGCCAGUAUGACGGCAAGGUGGACGUGUGGUCGCUGGGCAUCACGUGUAUCGAGCUGGCGGAGCGCAAGCCGCCAUACUUCAACAUGAACGCCAUGUCCGCGCUCUACCACAUCGCGCAGAAUGACUCGCCGACACUACAAGCGCCAGAAUGGACAGACACAUUUAGAUACUUCGUGGAAGCGUGUCUGCAAAAGAACCCAUCGGACCGGCCGUCGUCGACCAAGCUGCUGUCUCACCCGUUCAUCACGCGGCCGCGAUCGCCCAACGUGCUGGUGGACUUGAUACAACGCACCAAGGCCGCCGUCCGGGACCUGGAUAACCUCAACUACAGGAAGAUGAAGAAGAUACUGAUGGUCGACGGCGAUAAUGAAAGCGCAAUCGGUGAUAGUGAGGAGACAGCCGAGGAGAGAUCAGGCGGCGACAGCUCCAAGUCCAACUCGGCGACGUCGGAGCACAGCGCGGCCGGCGCCUCCAGCCAGAGCUCCUCCUCCGGCAGUCUGCGGCGGCGGCCGAGAGUGAUGAAUGCGAACCACCACGGCCAGCCGGCGCCGGCGCCGCAGUACGCGCAUCUCAACCACCAGCACUCGCCGCACCAGCCGCGACGCAAGUGGCUUUACUCAUGUUGCUGUUUCGUACGUAGAGAGAGCGAGAGCCCUCUGCCGGCGGUGAACGACGACUACGUGAACAGAGACGCGGUGCGUGACUUCGCCAACCGAGAUUCAUUAUGUGAUGACUUCGGAGACGACUACGCGAACCGCGAGGCUAUACGCGAGGCACAGCGAGAGCGCGAGCGGCAGGCCAGUGAGUACCGCGAGUAUGUGAACGCACCGCCCGCCUGGCAUCACGAGACCGGCGACGAUAACAGGAACACGCAGCGGCGACAGCUCAGCAACAGGGAUCGGGAAUGCCUCAGCAACAGCGUGUCCGCGGCGAUGUCGCUGGCGGUGUCGGAGCACGGCGCCAACAAUUUCGCCACCAUCCGCACCACCAGCAUCGUCACCAAGCAGCAGAAGGAACACAACCAGGAGAUGCACGAGCAGAUGUCGGGCUACAAGCGCAUGCGGCGCGAGCACCAGGCCGCGCUGUUGAAGCUAGAAGAGCGCUGCAAGGCCGACGUGGACGCGCACAAGGCGCAGCUCGACCGCGAGUACGACGCGCUGCUGCAACAGUUGUCGCGCGACUUGGAGCGGCUGCAGACGAAGCACGCCCAAGAGUUGGAGCGCAAACAGAAGCAGAACGCGUCAGCGGAGAAGAAGCUGAUAAAGGACAUCACGGCGCGGCAGGAGCAGGAGCGCAAGGCGUUCGACACGCAGCGCAAGCGCGAGUACAAGGCCAACAAGGAACGCUGGAAAAAGGAGCUCAGCAUGGACGACGCCACGCCUAAACGACAACGGGACGCCACGCUGCAGUCUCAGAAAGACAACCUGAAGCAGGCCGAGGCGGCGGAGGAGGCGCGGCUGGUGCGCUCGCAGCGCGAGUACUUGGAGCUGGAGCUGCGGCGCUUCCGGCGCCGCCGCAUGCUGGCCGCGCACCACAAGGAGCAGGAACUGCUCAGAGAGGAGCUGAACAAGCGACAACAACAACUGGAGCAGGCGCACGCCAUGUUGCUGCGGCACCAUGAGAAGACGCAGGAGCUCGAGUACCGCCAGCAGAAGGGCGUGCACGCGCUACGGGAGGAGCAGCUGGCCAACCAGCACGCCACGGAGCUGGCCAACCAGCGCGAGUACAUGCAGCGCGCCGAGCACGAGCUGCGCAAGAAGCACGCGCUGCAGCUCAAACAACAACCCAAGAGCCUCAAGCAAAAAGAGAUGCAAAUACGCAAGCAGUUCCGGGAAACGUGCAAGAUCCAGACACGCCAGUACAAGGCGCUCAAAGCGCAGAUACUGCAGAUGACCGCUAAGGAGCAACAGAAGGAGGUGAUAAAGACGCUGAAGGAUGAGAAGCGACGCAAGCUGGUGCUGCUCGGCGAGCAGUACGACCAGAGCAUCAGCGAGAUGCUGCAGAAGCAGACCGUGCGGCUCGACGAGAGCCAAAUGAUGGAGUGCCAGCAGCUGAAGAUGCAGCUGGAGCACGAACUGGACAUGCUGACGGCGUACCAGAGCAAGAGCAAGAUGCAGGCGGAGGCGCAGCGCAACCGCGAGCGUCGCGAGCUCGAGGACCGCGUCGCCGUGCGUCGCGCGCUGCUCGAACAGAAGAUGGAGUCGGAGUGCGCGCAGUUCGUGGCGGAGCGCGCCGAGCGCACGCGCAUGCUGCACGAGCGGCACGAGCGGGAGCUGCAGCACUUCGACAACGAGAGUGCCAGGCUCGGGUUCAGCGCGAUGGCGAUCGCGGAGGGCAGCCGAGAGGGCUACGGCUCGGAGGAGCAGUCCCUGUCCGGCUCGCUGCUGUCGCUCGCGCACUCCAACUCCUCGGCCAGCUUCCCCGCCGGCUCGCUCUAACACACACACUCACACACACCAUACAUACACACACACGCCACACCGCUGUACCCAGGCCGCGCUGUUGCCAGACACCUUUGCUCUGGUGAACGGUGUAAGAUAAAACGCUCUCUUCUUUUAUUUACAUCGAGUGAUCGAGGUCUCUCUAUUUUUGUAUAUUGAACAUUUCUACUUUUGUCCUUGAGGGUUUAUGCUCAUGAGACGUAGUAUGUUUCACAUUUUAGGUAAUUCGUUUUUACUGAAAGUCAAUUUAAAAAGUAUUAAAUGGGUGUUUUUGAAACGUACGUUCACUGUAUUGGUAGUGAGCUAUUUUAUCUUAUCCUGUGUUGCCUUUAGGCUGGAGCCAUAAGUAAUUGUUGUAGAGGCUUGAGUGAAAUUGUUCAGCAGCGUGUAGGAAUAGGGAGGGAUAGUGUCGCGAAUCGGAAUGAUGGCCACUGAGUACGCUUCGCUGUGAUAGUUAGACAAUUGCUACGUUACGAGUAUUCAAUCUAGAAGCGAUCGCUUUGAAUUGCUUUUGAAAAUUAUUGAUACAUUUUGGAAUGUUGAAGACUCAGCUAGCACGUAAUUGGUAAUAACUAGUUGUAGGGUACGCCUGGCAACAGCGGCCUGCCUCCGCGCCCCAUCGUCAUCGUACUGAGACUGUGAGCCCUCCCGCAUCUUGUACUACUGUACACACGAAUUUUAUGUAAACAUUAGACUGGCUACUAGCCAACUUUAUAAUUGUUUUAUUACGUGGAGUGUAGUUUAAAAUAUUUAUUAAAUUAUACAAUAUCUAUUAUAAUAUUUAAGUGAUAACAAUCACGCUUAAUUUACAAAAUGAAAACUACACCCCAUAGUUAUUUACGUUGUCUUCCAAGUGAGAAUGCGCAGUAUCGGUAGCCCAGCCAGCGGCUCGGGAGGGCAUUUCCUAAUCUACACUAUUAAGUUUAUUACACUCCAUAAUUAAUUAAAUUAUAUGUAGCGCAGCGGCUAGUUCCGGGACCGCCUUGUACAUUGGUCACGCUCGUAGCACACAGCCCGGACACAUUCAGAACGCAAUGUCACUGACACUCAUGAUAUGGAGCCUGAACGAAAUCAAACUGUUCAUAUAGCCCGGAACAUGCCACUGCAAAAUAAAAAAAUGAUUGUAUGAAAUUGUUGGAGAGACUGUGCCGGUAGCAUGUUAUUUAAAUGUGCAGUGAUGUGCGAAUGAUACGCUUUUCUAUUAGGAAUUUUAACUCACAAUACGACUCUGCUUCGUCUUUUUUGCUCAUAAACAAAACAAAUAAUAAUCACACAAAAAUAACACUUUUGCAUGCUAUAAAAUUAUCUUAAUAUUUUGUUUUGACUAACGUCUUGAUCUCUUAGACAUAAGGAUUUAUAUCUUCCAUGAUUAGAUUUAAAGUUGAAUCGGAAUCUAAAAUACUAUUAGGCCGUCCAUGAGUAAAGUUGCAGGUUGCCGCAGCAGAGCGGACGGAGCAGGGUCCUGUAGAGUGUAGAGCGCAUGCUAAACUAAACUCUAGUACUCUGAUCUACUCUUGUAACAUAUUAUAUAGCUGUAAUACGUCUAGUGGUUCUAGCCAAUCUUUCUCUCGUUACUCUUCACCUAUUCAGGAUGGAAGGCGAAACCACGAGCAGGUGAAAUGAUAUUUUAAGGUAAACUUUGUAGUGUAACCAAGGAAUGUUGAUCCUCAAAGAGUACGCUUACAAGUUAGUGGCCGGCCUCGGGCGGCAGUGACGGCGACCGCAGCCCGCCCGCACCCCGCUCGCAGCUCACUAUCACACACAUUAGAUAGUCCAAAUUAUAAUAUUCAUAUCAUUAGUUUUUACUUUAGGGACAAUUUUGAAAAUAAUAAAUAAGUUUAUUUCUUAGCGCGCCGACUGAUCGUUUUGUUUAUUGGCCUAGAAUUGAUUUUCUAAAUGUAUUUACAAUUUUGUUACCAAUGCAACAAUUGUGCUUACGUUAGAAGUUUUAGAUGUUAAUAUGUAACAUGCUUUACUAAAUAAAUCGUAACAAAAAUGCAAGUGCUGUGUAUGGAUAUUGUAUAACAAACUGCCAAUUAUGUUUUGUAAAUAUUAAAGUAUAUAUCGCGAGCAGGAGCACACAAUUUGCCUUACGAGUGGCGGCGGGCGGGGCUCGGUGUUUGUACAUAAAGAACAAUAAUAUAAAAUUAUAUUAUACAUAGUUUGUUACUUUUGUAAGGUGCGAGUGCGUUAUAGUGUACAUUGGGAGUGCGUGCGCCCCACGCGGGGCCCACUAUGUGCUAUUUUCUUUAUCUAGUGUCCUAAUACACUAUUGUAUUGUCUACUAAGCUUACCAGUCAUGUAUGUAUAGACGAUUACAUAAAUAUUUAAUUUAACGCCGAUUUUAGUCAUAAAUAUCCAAAUUUAGUUAAUGCUAUUUUUUAAAGUAAUUUUUUAUUUUAUUAAUUAUUCUCUUCCUAUAUCACAUUGCUCGUAAGCAUCACACGAUGUGAUUCGUAUUAUUUUGAGUCUGUUGACAGUUAUUUAGGGUUUCAAAAUUCGAUACAAAAUAGAUGUUUAAAUAUUUAUCGAAAUUAAAUCGCUAAUUUCAAAAUUAUUAGAUGUGCAAUGCCAGCUCUCGAUAUCUUAUUUAUAAACAGACUCGAGUUUCCUCUGUAUUUAGUUGGUGGCAUGUUAUAGCAACUCGCUGUCGUGGACAGUUGACUGACUUAUUUGUAGUAUCGUUCAACGGUAGCUGGCAUUGCACGUCGCUACUUCAAAAGUCGUAGCCUCCACACUUCUCCUGACCUGACCAAGUAAUUGACAAUAAUCUCUAGACACAGCCUGACUCGACUUGUCAUUUUGUCUCUGUAAAUACAUUAGGCCAAUGUGCAAUCUAGCGCUCGCGAAACUUGUUUCCAUCUAAAUGAAUCUAUACUAAUAUCGUUACCUUCUCAAGCCCUUUAUAUAAGAGAACAGCGGUGGUCUCUAUCAACUAAUUGCCAUUGAAAUUAUUACUAGAUUUAUGUACCGAUCGGCAGGUCGGGACAAUAUUUCUAGUCACUAGUGUUACUCUAUUAUAUACGAAGUAUGAAUGUGCCUAAUAAAUAAUUGUUAUUUAAAUAUCAUAUUUGAUAAACUAAUGCACCUUAGCCAAGCCAUGCAGUUUUCGCCAUUCAAAUGUUGAAUCGAAAUUAUGAUAUAUGAAAAUAUAUUUUUAAGUGAACAUCUAAGGCCACCGUUGAACUCCUAAAGAUCUUAGAAAAUAUCUGGAUCCGAAGCACUUAAGGAAUUGAAUUGUAGCUGUAACUUCGCUUGCCUGCAAUUGAUGGUCGGUAUAUAAACGUUAGGCGCGUAGUUAUCGCUCGCUACAUAGAGCCCUGCUUGAAAUCGUGCAGGUGGAACUCUUGUGCUUUAAAAAGAAGUUAAAUUGUGAGAUUGUUUUCCAAGUAUGCACCACAAGACUGCUGAGUAUGGCUACGUUCUGUACUAACUUGUAAGAGUUCAGUGUUUUCAACAGCAUCUAGUAAAAUGUUUGUCUCCGAUUCGAAUUUGGAGUGCAGUGAAGUGACCUACCAGUAUCGAAUGAAAGCAAGGGAAUAGUGCGUAGAUGCGUCUCUUUCUUAUUCCCAACCUCCCACCUCUUAGCUGUUCUAGAGUUAGAAGUUUCACCCUCAACACGUCACUACCGACAAAUUAUUAUUACGAUAUAGAAGUACCAAACUCGUAGUUAGCGAUCACGUAUUAUAUGUACAUUGUAUUGUAACUAAAUAAUUUUUAUAUUUUACCAUUGUAUAGUCGUUUAUCACCGAUAGGUAGUUAGCAAUAUUUUGACAGAGGUGUGACAAGGCGCGCGCGCGCGGGGCUCGUUGCGGUUGUUGACGCGCGGGCGGCGCCGUUGUUGUUUUCUUUUUAUUUUUUGUUAUAUAUUUAAAUAACACAAUCGACUUGUAGUUUUAAUAAUUAUUAUCAUUAAUUAUUAUAUUGUAAUAUAAUCUUAUUAAUGAAAAAAUCAAACUGAAAAUAAAUAGAAAGGAAAUA
This is a messenger RNA of Pectinophora gossypiella (pink bollworm), 7336 nucleotides long. It is a transcript of the gene Tao, whose product is annotated as serine/threonine-protein kinase Tao. Gene Ontology annotation, biological process: protein phosphorylation. Gene Ontology annotation, molecular function: protein kinase activity; ATP binding. The record is from RefSeq and is a predicted model, not a curated record. The coding region runs from base 326 to 3352 and encodes 1008 amino acids. The transcript has 21 exons. NCBI's taxonomy places the organism in Eukaryota, Metazoa, Arthropoda, Insecta, Lepidoptera, Gelechiidae.